This is a messenger RNA of Trichoderma reesei QM6a, 2142 nucleotides long. RefSeq lists its product as uncharacterized. The transcript is spliced from 2 exons. The record is from RefSeq and is a predicted model, not a curated record. Lineage: Eukaryota; Fungi; Ascomycota; Sordariomycetes; Hypocreales; Hypocreaceae. The coding region runs from base 1 to 2142 and encodes 713 amino acids.
AUGGGUAACUGCUUCUCAUCGAGUCAGCGGCGCUGUGGGAUCUGUUACUUUGAGUUGGACGAAGAAUGCGCUGCUUUGGUCGAGCCGUCUGUUCACAGAAGCUACACUUGGCGCAAGGACUCUCACAUUCACGAUGAGGAACGAACAGAGUCUCCAGACGAGCAAUUACCCUUUCCUUUACCCGAGGCCUGGAGAGAAUUCCUCCGGAUUGAAAUCAAGGCAAAACUCGGCAUAUUCCAGGCAUCUCGGAAACGUGGAUGCCGUGGCUGCGAGUCCAUCAUAAAGGCUGUUGAGUCCGCUUGUGCCGACGACGGGGUGUUUUUGGACAGCAAAUCAUGGGAGGAAGUCGUGCAAAUUACUUGGGUAGUCCCCUCGGGACGCGACAGAGAGUUGAGCAAUCUCAAGAUUGUGCUCACAGCGAACGUCAGCAAGAGAGACGCGCCAGACCGCGGCUCAGAGGAAUACCACCUCUGGACCAUAUUGAUCGAUGUUGACCGGGCUGCCGGUCACGAAAAGGAAGAGAAUUGGCAUCCCUUCGCUUACAAGUCUCCGGUUCCGUUCAACAAUACCGGGUCGGAGACUUCCUUCAAGAGAAUCAGCGAGUGGCUUCACGAGUGCAACUCAAUGCACAAGUCCUGCAUGUCUGGUCCCGCCGCCCAGCUGCCCAAACGGGUGCUUGAGAUGACGCCUGAUUCAGGGAACAACAUCAAGGUUCGCUUGGUUCAAGAUGUGGGCGGGCAAGAGAGAUACGCCUGUCUGAGCCAUCGAUGGGGAGCGUCGACACAUCUCUGUCAAACGACUGUAGACAGUCUCCCAUCUCAUCUACACGAGAUUCCUUGGAGCCUAUUACCAAAGACCUUUCAAGAUGCCGCCAAAGUCGCCGUGUGGCUUGGUAUAAAGUAUCUCUGGAUCGACUCCCUGUGCAUCAUCCAAGAUAGCGCCGAGGACUGGAAAGAACAGGCAGCGCAGAUGUGCGAGAUCUACACCGGCGGUUACGUGACCUUUGCAGCGGCAUGGUCUGCAGACAGCGAUGUCGGUCUGUUCCGUGAAAGUCCAUCAUUCACCGUGGAAUGCCCUGCGCAUGUCAAGCAACAAGUGGCGUCGUAUCUUAUUCGAAGGGUCCCUGAGCACAUAACCUGGGACGUUGCCGGUGUCCUGAAGAUGACCCCGGAGCUUCCCCUCUUGAGCAGAGCUUGGGUCUACCAAGAACGUCUUCUUUCUCCACGCAUCGUCUAUUUCACGAGAUAUGAGGUGGCGUUUGAAUGCGCAAGGGGCAGCCGUGAAAGAAUAUGCGAGUGUGAGCAUCUCCCGGGAGGCAUCUGGGGAGGUGGCAGCAAUGGCGCGGGUGGUGGCCUAGGCGAAUAUACAGAAUUCCGCAAGCUGUACCAUUCUGAAGGCCUUGCAGCGUCAAAUCUUGCCGCGAUCAGGAAGCACUGGCACCAGAUUGUGGCGGAAUACUCUGGGCUGCGCAUCUCGUUUACAUCAGACCGGCUUCCUGCUCUCGCGGGCGUUGCAAGGCAGUACGGGACAGCGCACUCUGCCGAUCUGGGACGAUACGUUGCCGGCAUGUGGGAGAAUUGCUUCCCUUCUGAGCUUCUAUGGUAUCGUGCCACGCAAAACGUCCAUGACCGUCCUGAUUCCUAUUGCGGCCCUACGUGGUCUUGGAUUUCGAUGGGGAACAUUGCUGCUUACGCGACGGGCUGCCCGAGAACGUAUCCAGACGAUCUAAAGGUUCUCAGCAUCGACUUCAAGCUGAAUGGCCUAGACAAGUAUGCGUCUAUAUCCGAUGCGGUCAUGGAGGUUCGAGGCUACCUCGCUCCGGGGACGUUGGUAGAGGUGCACAAUCCUCUGUGGAAUACAAAAAGCAUACGCUUCGAAGGCGUGGCUGGAAACUCUCUGACAUUUCACUACGACUAUCCUCUGGAUAAGCCGGGUCCAAAGCAUAUCCCUUUCGGAACCCAGAUCUGGUGUAUGAAGACUGGCUUUGUGUGGGGAGGGAAGCAUAUAUGCAUGUUGCUGCAUCAGACAAACUUUGUAGAGGAUACAUACGAGCGAAUUGGUCUUGCUACGGAAGUUGGCAGAGCGGAUCUUGACAGCUGGUUUGUUGACUCCAAAGGCAAGAGGCCCAUAAGAAUUGUAUAG